AUGACCCAAACAUCACAAUCAAGAAUGUCCGAAACCGACUCGAAAGCACUCGUCUACAAACCCCCAGCUCGUCCAACACUCAACCGACCUUCCGUCAUUCUGUACGGCAGCAUCGAACCUGACCCUGCCAACGACUGGCAGACCAGCCUCGCGCGUUCCCUCGUAGACCUCCCAGUCACCGUCAUCAAUCCGCGCUGUGAUGCCUGGGACAGCACUUGGGUCGAAGAUGCUUCGGAUCUGAGAUUCAAGGAGCAGGUCGAAUGGGAAAUGGACUACGCGAAAUUAGCUGAUGUUAUUGCGUUCUACUUUAAGCCUGGCACAUUGACGCCUAUUACGUUGCUUGAGUUAGGAAUGUAUGCUGGUACCGGGAAAGCUGUUGUAUGUUGUCCGAAAGGAUUCUAUAAGAGGGGUAAUGUGCAGAUCGUUUGUGCGAGAUAUGGAAUUGAGCUUCUGGAGACGUUGGAGGAGCUGGAAUCCGCUAUCAGAAAGAGGAUGACGGACAAGCUUGCGACGUGA
Messenger RNA from Ascochyta rabiei, 516 nucleotides. RefSeq lists its product as uncharacterized. The record is from RefSeq and is a predicted model, not a curated record. Lineage: Eukaryota; Fungi; Ascomycota; Dothideomycetes; Pleosporales; Didymellaceae. Bases 1 to 516 code for a protein of 171 amino acids. The transcript has a single exon.